Exophiala oligosperma is the source of this 1383-nucleotide messenger RNA. RefSeq lists its product as uncharacterized. The coding region runs from base 50 to 1261 and encodes 403 amino acids. Gene Ontology annotation, cellular component: cytoplasm. The record is from RefSeq and is a predicted model, not a curated record. Lineage: Eukaryota; Fungi; Ascomycota; Eurotiomycetes; Chaetothyriales; Herpotrichiellaceae. Gene Ontology annotation, biological process: maturation of SSU-rRNA. The transcript has a single exon.
AAAAGAUAGUCGAGGUGCAAAUCCAGCUUGACUUCCUCUCGUUGCUCAAAUGGCGCCAUACGACAGUGAUUCUUCCGACGAGGAUGGCGACUAUUCGAAAACGAAUGUUCUCCUUGGCUAUGCCAGUACAGAUCCCACCGACGACGACGUCAGCCACGUUGGUGGCUAUCCUACUUGGUUAGAUGCCAAACAUCCUCCUCCAGCGACACUUGCAAGAUGCAAGGUCUGCAAUGGAUAUUUGUCGCUCCUGUUGCAACUCAACGCAGAUCUCCAGCAAUACUUUCCACGUGACGAACGUCGCCUACACAUAUUGUGCUGCAGAAAGAGAACCUGUUCAAAGAAAAUCGGUAGCGUGAGAGCUUUUCGAGAAGUCAAGAAGGGCGAGGUGAAGGAGAACAGCCAGAAGCAAGCGCCUCAACCGCAGCCUCAACAGUCACAACCGCCUCUUGGAAAUGCGCUGUUUGGCGGCUCCGCGGCACCACCAUCAACGGCGGGCACCAAUCCGUUCUCCAUGUCCGGGUCAUCGCAGCCUCCAGUGAACCCUUUCUCGUCUGUCGGCUCUCCUUCAACACUGGCGGCAAAACCUCCGCAACCUCCUGUCAACGAACCACAACCUCCCAUCGAGACGUUCGCAGACAAACUCAAGAUCUCGGGGGACUCAACCCCUCCUCGGACGAGCAAAGACCCUGUUGAACCUUGGCCCGACAACUCUGAAGCCGCCUCCCCCUUUCCGUCAUUCUAUCUAGACGCAUGGCCUGAAGAGCUGGAGAAGGAACAAGAGGAAAUCCCGGCCGCCGAGGCGUCAAAGGCGAAGUACGAUUUGGAUGAUAGCAGCAAUGGCGGUGCUUCUGAAAAGGAUGCGUUUGAAUCUACCAUGGAUAAAACAUUUCAAAAGUUCUCUGAUCGAAUAUCUCAAAAUCCAGAACAAGUCCUUCGAUAUGAGUACAAAGGCGAUCCUUUGCUUUAUUCGGGCGCAGACAAUGUCUCUUCGAGGUUUGUGGUACCGCACGGGAAGUCCGGCGCAGUCAGAGGCAUGCCCAGGUGCGAAGGUUGUGGUGCUCAAAGAGUUUUCGAGUUACAACUUGUGCCCGGAUUGAUUUACGAGCUAGAAAAGGAUGAAGUGAUGGAUUUAGACGAUGGAAUGGAAUGGGGCACAGUGAUUGUCGGGACCUGUGUGAACAACUGCGGCAUACCCGGGGAAAUCACCUUUCGUGAAGAGUGGGUGGGUGUGCAGUGGGAGGAGAGGGUGGUUAAGAAAUGACAUGAAGCACGGCGAUAGACAUAUUAUUGUCACUUUUCGAUCACAAUAAUUCCCGACCUUUGCAGUUCCAGCCCAAGUCGAUUCCGCCUGCUCGUGGGGAUCCAGAGUGGGUGAUGUUCGUG